GUGCGCGUUGCGUGUACGGGUCGAAGGGGAUGCUAGGGCGCUAGUGUGCACAGAGUUAUGCCGGUGUGAUGCUGGUUCUCGCGUUGGCAACGUUGACCCUCCUCUCAACAGCAACCAGCAACCCGGACGCCAAACGACUCUAUGACGACCUGCUUUCCAACUACAACAGGCUCAUCAGGCCGGUCAGCAACAACACGGACACUGUGCUCGUCAAGCUAGGGCUACGGCUCUCCCAGCUCAUCGACCUGAACCUGAAAGACCAGAUCCUCACAACAAACGUUUGGCUCGAGCAUCAGUGGGAGGAUCAUAAAUUUCGAUGGGAGCCAGCUGAAUAUGGAGGUGUCACGGAACUGUACGUACCGUCGGAACAUAUCUGGCUUCCAGAUAUUGUUCUUUAUAACAAUGCUGAUGGUGAAUACGUAGUUACGACAAUGACGAAAGCAGUGUUGCACUAUACAGGAAAGGUUUUGUGGACUCCUCCCGCCAUUUUCAAGUCAUCAUGCGAGAUAGACGUCCGUUAUUUUCCUUUCGACCAACAGACGUGCUUCAUGAAAUUUGGAUCGUGGAGCUACGACGGAGUCCAGAUCGACUUGAAGCACAUAAAUCAGACGGCUGGAGUAGACAAAGUGGAUGUAGGCAUAGAUCUACGGGAGUACUACCCAAGUGUCGAGUGGGACAUUCUUAGCGUACCAGCCGAACGACACACAAAAUACUAUCCCUGUUGUCAAGAGCCAUAUAUAGAUAUUUUCUUCAACAUAACACUGCGCCGAAAAACACUUUUCUACACGGUAAAUCUAAUUGUUCCCUGUGUCGGAAUUUCUUAUCUAUCGGUCCUAGUGUUUUACUUGCCAGCGGAUUCUGGCGAAAAAAUCGCCCUUUGUAUCACAAUCCUUUUGUCCCAGACAAUGUUCUUCUUACUGAUUUCCGAAAUCAUUCCUUCGACAUCUCUCGCGCUACCCCUUCUUGGGAAAUACCUGGUUUUCACUAUGCUUCUAGUCGCGCUGUGCGUUGUAAUAACUAUAUUAGUGCUCAAUGUCCACUACCGUAAGCCGAGUACGCACAAAAUGUCCCCAUGCGUCAGAAAGAUAUUCAUUAGGUGCCUCCCUAAGUUGUUGUUGAUGAGAGUCCCCGAGCCCAUGUUGGCCGACAUAGCGGCAAAAAAGAGCAUCAUUAAAGCAAAGUCGUCCGGGUUGGGACUCGCGAUUACACCAUCCGGCGACUCAUCGCCCGAUUCAUUGCGACAUUUCCCAUCCCGUCCUGGAAGGUGCAACGGGCUCCACUCUGCAUCCAGCACCACCCACAGAUUCAGCGGCCUCAUCGGGGCCCUAGGAGGCUCCGGAUACAACGGCCUCCCUUCGAUGGUCGGCCUAGACGAAAGUCUCAGCGUUGUCGCCAUCAGGAAGAAAUACCCUUUCGACCUCGAAAAAGCAAUUCACAACGUCAAAUUUAUUCAACACCACACCCAACGGCAGGACGAAUUUGAUGCUGAGGAUCAAGACUGGGGUUUUGUUGCAAUGGUGUUAGACCGUCUGUUCCUGUGGGUAUUCUUUUUGCUUAAUAUUGGAGGAACAGUACUUAUUCUCUGCGAGGCACCGUCACUGUACGACGACACGAAACCAAUCGACAAGGAAUUGUCGUCAGUGGCCCAACAGCAAUUCCUGCCAGAAGUCGAUUUUAACUAAAAAAUACGUGAAUUGUUAAAACAACUACGGCUCAAUCCUAGUAAUAAAAAAUUAAAGUAAUUGUAAGACAAAAGUCCCAUUUAUUAUAAUGUUGUUGUUAUUUUCAAUGUUAUCUCGAUCGAGCCUUUGAAUAAUUUAAUGUUCAAUGACAAUCGUACUUGUCAAAUGUCAGGAAUAUAUGAAACUUUCGUUGAUUUGUACAGUAAAACCUCUGUCGAUUAAUAAAUUAUUAGAUACGUAACCAUUGUAUGAACGAUGACAUUGACAUGUUACUAAAUUUAUAAUAUUGAAAUUAUUAAAUUAAAUAUUAUUAAUACAAAGAUCCAUGACGUAAAAUCGUAAAUUUGUGAAAAAUAAUUUAUGUACAGAAAUGUCUUUGAAUAAGAAUGUAUGAAAACAAAUGUUACUGAAAUUAUUCAUCUAUGAACAUUUAUCUUCAAAUUUACAAAUGUAAAUGUAGAGAAUGAUUAUUAGUGUUACAAUUAAAGAAUAUUAAGACAAUAUCAAUUACUUUAUAAAUUAAACAACCCAGUAUUUUGUACAAACGGCCGAUUCACUGUUUUUUUACGAAAGGAAUUUUAGCUUUACAUUAUACACUAAAAAAAUUAAAUAGACUGUAUUAAAGCAAAGUGUACUGGGUCAUUUUUUACUAAUAUCAUAGCGUUACACUUAGGUAAUAUUGCCAAAGUGAUAAAUAUUAUUAUAUCAUUGUAAAUAAUUUAUAAAAAAAUUAAUUUGGACAUUAUAUAACUAUGAAUGAUUAACAGUGUGUUAUGUGAAAAAGAUUAAAUCGAUUGUACUCAUUGCAAUUAAAUGUUAAUA
This is a messenger RNA of Cimex lectularius (bed bug), 2504 nucleotides long. RefSeq names its product acetylcholine receptor subunit alpha-L1 (gene nAChRalpha2). The transcript is spliced from 7 exons. The record is from RefSeq and is a predicted model, not a curated record. Gene Ontology annotation, cellular component: postsynaptic membrane; neuron projection; synapse. The coding region runs from base 69 to 1682 and encodes 537 amino acids. Gene Ontology annotation, molecular function: transmembrane signaling receptor activity; acetylcholine-gated monoatomic cation-selective channel activity. Lineage: Eukaryota; Metazoa; Arthropoda; Insecta; Hemiptera; Cimicidae. Gene Ontology annotation, biological process: regulation of membrane potential; chemical synaptic transmission; nervous system process.